Carlito syrichta (Philippine tarsier) is the source of this 1076-nucleotide messenger RNA. Its product is annotated as olfactory receptor 52B2. Gene Ontology annotation, molecular function: olfactory receptor activity; G protein-coupled receptor activity. The coding region runs from base 76 to 1044 and encodes 322 amino acids. NCBI's taxonomy places the organism in Eukaryota, Metazoa, Chordata, Mammalia, Primates, Tarsiidae. Gene Ontology annotation, biological process: G protein-coupled receptor signaling pathway. The record is from RefSeq and is a predicted model, not a curated record. Gene Ontology annotation, cellular component: membrane. The transcript has a single exon.
GUGCUUUCUGUUUCUAUCACUUUCAGCCGACUCACCAGCUUCUAAGUCAUUAUCAAGAGGACCAUAAAGUGCACCAUGACUCACACUAACCUUACCAUCUUCCACCCUGCAGUUUUUGUCCUUCUAGGCAUCCCUGGGUUGGAGGCUUAUCACAUUUGGCUGUCAAUUCCCUUUUGCCUCAUGUAUAUUACUGCAGUCCUGGGGAACAGUAUCCUGAUAGUGGUUAUUGUCACAGAACAUAACCUUCAUGGACCCAUGUAUUUCUUCCUUUCUAUGCUGGCCAUCACAGACAUCCUGCUAUCCACCACUACCGUGCCCAAGGCCCUAGCCAUCUUUUGGUUCCAUGCCCAUGACAUUGCCUUUGAUGCAUGUGUCACUCAAGUCUUCUUUGUCCAUGUGAUGUUUGUAGGGGAGUCAGCUAUCCUGUUAGCCAUGGCCUUUGACCGCUUUGUGGCCAUUUGUGCCCCCCUGAGAUAUACAGCAGUGCUAACUUGGCCUAUUGUGGGAAGGAUUGCUCUUGCCAUUGUUACCCGAAGCUUCUGCAUCAUCUUUCCAGUGAUCUUCUUGCUGAAGCGACUGCCCUUCUGCCGAACCAACAUCAUCCCCCAUUCCUACUGUGAGCAUAUUGGAGUGGCUCGCUUAGCCUGUGCUGACAUCACUGUUAACAUCUGGUAUGGCUUCUCGGUGCCCAUUGUUAUGGUCAUCUUGGAUGUGAUCCUCAUUGCUGUGUCUUACUCGCUGAUCCUCCAAGCAGUGUUUCGUUUGCCCUCCCGAGAUGCUCGGCACAAGGCCCUCAGCACUUGUGGCUCCCACCUCUGUGUCAUCCUCAUGUUUUAUGUUCCAUCCUUCUUUACCUUAUUGACCCACCGCUUUGGGCGUAACAUUCCUCGGCAGGUCCACAUCCUGCUGGCCAAUCUUUAUGUAGUGGUGCCACCAAUGCUCAACCCCAUUGUCUAUGGUGUGAAGACUAAGCAGAUCCGAGAGGGUGUAGCCCACCGGUUCUUUGACAUGAAGACUUGGUGCUGUGCCUCCCCUCUGGGCUGAUGGAUCCCCAUGAAUCUUUAUACCCAGUUUCA